This is a messenger RNA of Mesocricetus auratus (golden hamster), 6783 nucleotides long. It is a transcript of the gene Fzd5, whose product is annotated as frizzled class receptor 5. Gene Ontology annotation, biological process: canonical Wnt signaling pathway; non-canonical Wnt signaling pathway. The transcript has 2 exons. Gene Ontology annotation, cellular component: plasma membrane. The record is from RefSeq and is a predicted model, not a curated record. Gene Ontology annotation, molecular function: Wnt receptor activity; Wnt-protein binding. The coding region runs from base 883 to 2643 and encodes 586 amino acids. Lineage: Eukaryota; Metazoa; Chordata; Mammalia; Rodentia; Cricetidae.
GGCGGGGCGGGAGAGGGCAGUCAGCCUGUGCCCGUGGCUCCGCCGCUGCCGUCGCGCACCGCUCGGAGCUCACUGGAGGUGGGCGAGAAAGAGUGCGAGAGCGCGGGGGAGGAGCCGAGCGGGGCGCGUCCUGAGAGCGCCGCCACCGCCCCCCCGGAGUCCGCUGGAGCGCGGAGCCCCCUGCAGGGGAGGCGGCGAGCGGCUGGCGGGACGCGGCGGCGGGCGCGGACCAUGCAGUCCCGGCCCGGCCAGUGCCGGCUGCUCGCUGUGCUGUGAGGUGGCCGGGUCCCCUCCAGCCGCCGCACCCCUCCGUCUUCCAGCCAAGUGCUGCCCGGCGCCCUUGCCCUUCGUCUGGGCUUCGGGUCACCGGUGGAAGGCACGGCCUGCCCCUGCCCUGCUCUGCCCGAAUCAUGCAGGGGGCCCCGAAGGAAGAGAAGGCGACUGACCGGCCCGCGCCAACCGUGGUCGUGGGGCAUCCUGCUCUCUGAAACGCCCCCCACCUGCUGCCAUGUGUCGCCGCCACAGGUACCUAGCUUGUCGUUAAACUUUUCCAGCUCUGGCCGGAUUCGGAGUCUCGGGACGGAGGAGCCCGACUGGCUGCAGACAUCUGCCGCCCAGCAGGACCCUCAGAGAGUUGUGUCCUUGGAAUCGGAGCCCUAAUCGUCUCUCUAGCCCUAUCUGGCGUGGAGCGCUGCCGGCGGAGGCAGCGCCUUCCCCAGGCAGUUUAUCUUUGGACGGAUUUCUUUAAGAGAAAAAGAAACCAACAGGUUGCCAGCCCGGGCGUCACACUCAAGAUUCCGGAGAGGGGGAAGCCGGGGCCGCGGAUUCGUCGGUCAGCGCCGACCCUUGCGGGCAGCGGGAGGCAAGGGGAAGAAGGGGGCGAUGGCUCGGCCCGACCCGUCCGCUCCGCCCUCACUGCUGCUGCUGCUACUCGCGCAGCUGGUGGGCCGGGCAGCGGCCGCCUCCAAGGCCCCGGUGUGCCAGGAAAUCACAGUGCCCAUGUGCCGAGGCAUCGGCUACAACCUGACGCACAUGCCCAACCAGUUUAACCACGACACGCAGGACGAGGCAGGCUUGGAGGUGCACCAAUUCUGGCCGCUGGUGGAGAUCCACUGCUCACCGGACCUGCGCUUCUUCCUGUGCUCUAUGUACACACCCAUCUGCUUGCCCGACUACCACAAGCCGCUGCCACCGUGCCGCUCCGUGUGCGAGCGCGCCAAGGCCGGCUGCUCGCCUCUCAUGCGCCAGUACGGCUUCGCCUGGCCGGAGCGAAUGAGCUGCGACCGCCUCCCUGUGCUGGGCGGUGACGCCGAGGUUCUGUGCAUGGAUUAUAACCGAAGCGAAGCCACCACCGCGUCCCCCAAGUCCUUCCCGGCCAAGCCCACCCUCCCAGGCCCUCCAGGGGCGCCAUCUUCCGGGGGCGAGUGCCCCUCCGGAGGUCAAUCUGUGUGCACGUGCCGCGAGCCCUUCGUGCCUAUCCUGAAGGAGUCACACCCUCUCUACAACAAGGUGCGCACCGGCCAGGUGCCCAACUGUGCAGUGCCCUGCUACCAGCCGUCCUUCAGCCCCGAUGAGCGCACGUUCGCCACCUUCUGGAUUGGCCUGUGGUCUGUGCUCUGCUUCAUCUCCACGUCCACCACCGUUGCCACCUUCCUCAUCGACAUGGAGCGAUUCCGCUACCCCGAGCGCCCCAUCAUCUUCUUGUCUGCGUGCUACCUGUGUGUGUCGUUGGGAUUCCUGGUGCGCCUGGUCGUGGGCCAUGCCAGCGUCGCCUGCAGCCGCGAGCACAGCCACAUCCACUAUGAGACUACUGGCCCUGCGCUGUGCACGGUCGUCUUCCUUCUAGUCUACUUCUUUGGCAUGGCCAGCUCCAUCUGGUGGGUCAUCCUGUCGCUCACCUGGUUCUUGGCGGCUGGCAUGAAGUGGGGCAACGAAGCCAUCGCAGGCUAUGCCCAGUACUUCCAUCUUGCUGCCUGGCUCAUCCCCAGCGUCAAGUCCAUUACAGCGCUGGCACUAAGUUCUGUGGACGGGGACCCUGUGGCCGGCAUCUGCUAUGUGGGCAACCAAAACCUGAACUCGCUGCGUGGCUUCGUCUUGGGCCCACUGGUGCUCUACCUGCUGGUGGGCACGCUCUUCCUUCUGGCGGGCUUCGUGUCGCUCUUCCGCAUCCGGAGUGUCAUUAAGCAGGGUGGCACUAAGACAGACAAGCUGGAGAAGCUCAUGAUCCGCAUCGGCAUCUUCACUCUGCUCUACACGGUGCCCGCCAGCAUUGUGGUGGCCUGCUACCUGUAUGAGCAGCACUACCGAGAGAGCUGGGAGGCGGCCCUCACCUGCGCGUGUCCGGGACCUGACGCUGGCCAGCCGCGCGCCAAGCCCGAGUACUGGGUGCUCAUGCUCAAAUACUUCAUGUGCCUGGUGGUGGGCAUCACGUCGGGAGUCUGGAUCUGGUCCGGCAAGACCCUGGAGUCUUGGCGGCGCUUCACUAGUCGCUGCUGCUGCAGCUCAGGGCGGGGCCACAAGAGCGGUGGCGCUAUGGCCUCAGGGGACUAUGUGGAGGCCAGCGCCGCGCUCACCGGCAGGACCGGGCCGCCCGGCCCCGCCGCCGCCGCAUACCACAAGCAAGUAUCCCUGUCCCAUGUCUAGGAGGCCAGGAGGCCGAGGCCCAGGGACAGUGCCGGAAUUGAAGGAGGGGGUUGUUUUGCUUGGUAACUUUGUGAAGGUCACUUCCGUUUACCUUCUUGGUGCUGAUGCCCCCUCCCUGCGCGGCUUGGAGAGCGAAAGAGGCCGGUUUCAAGAGAGUACCUGUCCCCAGUUUCUACCGGAGGGGGGGCUCGACUCACGUGCAGUGUAUUCUAGUUUGUACUUCUUACUGCCUUUAGAGGAACCCUGUUUUUAAUUUAUAUGUAUUUUAAUUUUUAACAUUGUUGCAUUUUGGCAACAAUUUACCUUUGUUUUGGGGGCUUCACAAUCCUCAAGCAGGCAUUGUAAUGAGAUUACCCUCGGUUCAGGUUUGAUUGGACUGUGUGGUUUAAAUUGGGAAAAUAUAUUUCCUAUACGUGUCUUUUUUUUUUUUUUUUGUGAACAGUGAAAGGCUGCUGUGACUGGGAAGGUGUGGAGUGUCUUUUAUUUUUUUUAAGGUUAGUUUUUUUCCUUACACUGCUAAAAACGUCCAGGACACUUAGAGGCCAGAGGCCAUCGGCCAGUUCUGUGUGUAGUCCCCUCAAGACCUCCCCGGGAAUGCUGAAUGAUGUGGCUAGGACUAUCCCCAAGUAACAAGGUUAGGGAGCUAAAGAUUUUUGUGAGCCUCCUUAACCUGGCUCAGCAAGCGCUGCCCUCUUCAGCCUGACCGGAGCCAUUCUCAUUCCUAAGAGUCGGCUCCGUGUCUUGAAUGUGUUAGAGGUGGUAUUCUAGAGCUGGACGUACACAUUGGCUGUGGUGAGUGAGAGCCUGAGGGAUGGCGAUUGGUUGAAUGUGAGUUCUGAAGCGGCAAGGUGACUGGCGAGGGGGUGAACUUUGUGCCGAAGAGGGAGUGGGUGGUUCUUAAUGAGCUCCAGUGAUCACUUAUUAUCUUUAAAGAAACUUGUGCUACAAAUUUCAGUCAAAGUAAAGCCACUCGCUUCUUCUGGAAGUACUUAGGAAUCCUUGCUAAAGGGGGCUCUCUUUUAGAUUAAAGGACAAAAAACGGAUGUGCUUCCAGUAAUUAAAGUAAGUUCCCAUUGCUGCUUAUCUGCUCCUCCCCCCUUUAUCAUGCUAAACACUCUUUCUCGCUUUUCUUAUUCCUCCUCCUGGAGAGCGGUGAUUAGAAGCCACACCCACCCUCCAAAGAGGUGCAGCAGCCCGGGAAGGGAGGCUAGUUACCUGAGAACAAACAUUGACUUGGAGGAAGGAAAACAAGUGUCCCUGAACUCGGAGCUAGUUUAAAGCCAGAUGACCCCAAAGCAGCAACACUGUCCCCUCGUAGUCUCUGGAAAACACACAAGAUCCAUAACUUAAGCUUUGUAAUAUGGGGCAGUUGUAAUGCCUCUGCGGGAGGGACCAUCCCCCCACCCCUGCUUUCUUUUCCUUUUCUGAGAAAGCCAGCAUUGGAAAAGUCUGUUUGCUUUCCUAAUCUGUUUAACCAUUCAUUCACUAAGAGUGUGAGGCCAAUUAAAGAAGUGACAGUGCAUCAUCAGCCCGCAAGUGCCGGUGGCCAAGACGGAAUUUAGGGAGCUAAAAUGGCCAAGCAAUUAAAACCAGCUGGAAUCUAGGCAUCCCGGUUUUCAUUUGCAGCUAAUGGGGGGGGGGGAGGAGCUAAGCCUGCAUCAGCUUUACCUCCCAGGUACUGAGUGGAGAAAUGCAUAGUUCCCACUGGGAAUUUAAAUGCUUAAGGUCCGACUCUUAAGGUUACUGGGAAGCUGUUCACAUUUGUAAAAUGUGAUGCUUGAGCCAAAAUGAAAACUUAAGUGGCUUCUGCAAAACCUCGUACACCUAGCUAUAAAGCUCUGUGAAUGUCUUAUUCUGUUUAUUCAGAAACCCCUUCCGGGAAACUCAAUAGGCUCCCUGUCUCAACACCACUUCUGCUGUUUUUCAAAUGAGGCCCUUUUCUUAUCACCUUGACCUCUUGGCUUGUUUAGCGUGUCUUCCCAGAAUCUGCUGCCCGAGCCAACUGUGCCUAGUUUGGGUUGUUCUGUCUUCAUGAAAAAGAAAAUUGUGGAGGAAUCUAGAAAAGUCAUACAGUGUUUCUAAAAGUUGAGGGAUGAAGUGGAUGAAAGUGAUUUAAUUCAUUUAAAAAAAGGAUUGUUAUUUCAUCUUAGCAACAUACCAAAGCGGUGGGGGGGGGACGACGACAAUUAAUUCCCUUUGAAAAAUAAGAAAGUUGAAACCGAUGUGAUACUAAGGGAUGGGCUACGUAGGUUUGGAAGAAGCCUCAGAAGUCUCUUUUGUUUCUGUCCUCAUCUUUCCUCUUUUCUUCUCUCCUACCCUAAGGAGACAAAGAGAGCCCACCUGCUUCCCUGAAGCCUUACUGACGGCGGCUCUAGUCUGCCCUAGGGGAGGGGAGAGGGAAGCUGUGUGUUCGGAUGGCCACCUCCUGUUCCCACCACACAUUUUCCUCUACUUUGCAUUUCUGUUGUGAUAACAAUAAGUGAAAUGACAUGAAGAGCUUUGGGGCAGUCCGGCAACCUCUCUGCCAGCUUUGUGUAGCGGGGAGGAGUUGCGCUGGUUUCAGCUCCAGUGUGCACGGUCGAGCUGCCUCACUCACCUCUUUGAGCACUAUGAUGCUGCACAGGUUACAGGGUGAGGAUUUAGGUAGUCUGCAGGGAGAGAUGGGACCUCAGUGACACCAGUGGCCAAAUGUUAGGGAGGUGUUUUUCAUUUUUAUUUAAUUUUAUAUCAUUUCCCUCCUCCCGUUUUGAAGUUGUCUAAAUUGGAUGGAAAUCAUUUUUCUUGGUGCCUUAAUUGGUUUAUUCUUGCAACCCUUUUGUCAUAGUUUGAUGUGACCGUUGCCAGUGACCAGGGCCUGUGUGUAUGCCUUGUGUGUAAUUGUGCGCAUGUACAAGCUUAAAUAAUGUGCCGAUGGCACUUGUUCUAAGUUGGUAUUCAUUAGGCUGUUCCCUCCUGGGCCAGGGCAGCACUAAUCUUGACACCGGCUGCCAGGAGACAACAUCAUGGAUCAUACACUGAACCUUAAUAACAGCAUCCGUGACCUGCACUGGCGAGUGUAGAAUGGGAACCCCAGAGCUAGAAAGCACAGUUGUGUGUUUUAAUGAACUACUGGUCCUGCUAAGGACGCUUCUUUUCGCUUUUGUGCUCUACAGAAAGACCAAGGGGGGUAGGAGGGACAAAGCUUUGAAUAAGUGCUUUCUAACACCGAAUGUAGCAAACAGGACUGAGCACAUCACAAAUCUAGGCAGGUGUGAGGUGUGAUGGCUAAGAAUUGCCUGCUGCCUCUGUGUCCUUUCUUGUCUCCGAAGUCCAAUCAAGUGAUCCUGGGAAAGAAACAGCUUGGUGACUAACCUGAUUCAAACCCUCAGAAUCUUCUGUAGCCUGUAGCUGGAUGACAAUUGCUGGAUUUUUUUCUUCAUCCAGGAUAAUGUCUGUCUGUGGUACAUCAUUUUAAGACAAUACUAAUUCAUGUUAUAAACUAUGUAUAGUAUGUAUGUUUUGUGGAUGUGUAUAUACGUAAUAUAUAUUAUAUAUACAUAUAUAUAUAUAUGAGAGAGAUUUAGUGACUUUUGAUACGGGUUGGUGCAGGUGAAUUCAUUACUGAGCCAAAUGAGGCACAUACCGAGUCAGUAGUUGGAGUCCAGGGCAUUCAGUGCUGUGUAUGGUCUGCAUACAUGUAUAGUGCCUAUCCCAUGCAGUAAGAACCAUCGUUGUCAUGCCAAAUCCAGCACUCACACGUCAGAGCCAGCAAUAUUUUAUUUGUAGACAAUCAGCUUGAAUCUAUAGAUUAUGACUGGCAAUGAUUAUAAUUCUGAAUCCAUAACACUAGCAAAAGGUAACCCUGAGUAUCUUGAAGAGAGGUUUUUUUUUUUUUUUUUUUUUUUGUCUUGUGCCUGGAAGUCAGUACAACAGCAAUUGUAUGUGGUUAUGUUAGUCUCAAGAUCCUUAACUUGUUGACCUUAUGAUUUUGGAAAUUUUUUGUAUUAUAUUUGUGGGAAGGUAAAAUAAUGGUUUAAGAUUUUUAUCAAAUAUGGAGAUUAGUUAUUUAUGAAAAACAAAGAAAUGUCUAUUUUUGUUUCUUUGUUCCCAGUUCAUGUAGAUAACUUUUUAAAAUGCAUUAAAGCAAUGGUGAAGAAAAUA